AACCUCAAGGCGACUGGAUUGCUGGUGUGAUUAAGCACAUGAUGAAGAAUGGUUUCACCAAGAUUGAAGCUACGCCGGAAGCUGAACAGAACUGGCGAGGAAUGGUCAUGGGCAUCUAUGACAAGCUCCUUAUGAAGAACGCUAGGGGCUGGUGGAACGGAGCUAACAUUCCUGGGAAAGCAGUGGAGGUCUUGAGCUUUCCGGGGGCAUACCGACGUACUUCAACAAAUGUACCGAGGUCGUGGAGAACGGGUAUGAAGGAAUUUAAUCUUCGCCAUUCACAUCAUAGUGUCUCCACGACCAGCUUAACGAUUCAUAGUACGGUGUUUGGGUACACUACGUAUCGUAGAACCUAG
Marasmius oreades (fairy-ring Marasmius) is the source of this 356-nucleotide messenger RNA. RefSeq lists its product as uncharacterized. NCBI's taxonomy places the organism in Eukaryota, Fungi, Basidiomycota, Agaricomycetes, Agaricales, Marasmiaceae. The transcript has 3 exons. The coding region runs from base 39 to 356 and encodes 105 amino acids. The record is from RefSeq and is a predicted model, not a curated record.